Molecule: messenger RNA, 1321 nt
Organism: Erythranthe guttata (spotted monkey flower)
Lineage: Eukaryota; Viridiplantae; Streptophyta; Magnoliopsida; Lamiales; Phrymaceae
Product: DNA-directed RNA polymerase II subunit RPB7
Biological process (GO): positive regulation of nuclear-transcribed mRNA poly(A) tail shortening; nuclear-transcribed mRNA catabolic process; positive regulation of translational initiation
Cellular component (GO): RNA polymerase II, core complex; P-body
Molecular function (GO): single-stranded RNA binding; translation initiation factor binding; single-stranded DNA binding
Source: RefSeq, a predicted model, not a curated record
GCUCUACAAGUUUCCUAUAAUUCUCCAAUAGAAUCUAUAUCAAUCUCUCGCAGCCCUAUUUAGUUCCCUUCUAAAAGUUAGGUUUUCUGUAAUUCUGAACUAUAUAAAUCUCUCUCAAUCUCGCGCAGUCCUGUAAUUCUCCAAGAACUAUAUCAAUAAUCUCUCGCAGGUCCUGUAAUUCUCCAAAAACUAUAUAAAUCUCUCUCAAUCUCUCGCUCGCAGUCCUAAGAACUAUAUAAAUCUCUCUCAAUCUCUCGCAGCCCUAAUUCCUUUUCUAAAAGUUUCCUAUAUCUCCAAGAAUCUCUAUAAAUCUCUCUCAGCCCUAUUUCCCCGCAAAUCGAUUUUUCCCUAUUCCUACACAUCUCCCCGUCUACCUGAGCCAUCACCGCCGGCGAACUUCUGCCGCCAUCUCACCCUUGCUGCAGGAGGAAGAUACUCGAUAAAUAAUUUCUCACCGCAACCUGAAAUUAACAAAAAAGCAAAGAAGGAAAGAUGUUUUUUCACAUAGUAUUGGAGCGAAACAUGCAGCUGCACCCUCGUCACUUUGGCCGUGAUAUGAAAGAUAAGCUUGUCUCCAAGCUCAUGAAGGAUGUCGAAGGCACUUGCAGUGGUCGCCAUGGGUUUAUUGUGGCAAUAACUGGCGUUGAGAGUAUCGGGAAAGGGUUAAUCCGUGAUGGGACUGGAUUCGUUACCUUUCCUGUUAAGUAUCAAUGUGUUGUAUUCCGACCCUUUAAAGGCGAGAUUCUGGAAGCUGUUGUUACCAUGGUUAACAAGAUGGGUUUUUUUGCUGAAGCUGGACCUGUCCAAAUCUUCGUAUCCAAUCAUUUGAUUCCGGACGACAUGGAGUUCCAGACCGGAGAUAUGCCCAACUACACGACAUCGGACGGAUCCGUAAGAAUCCAGAAAGAGAGUGAAGUCCGUCUGAAGAUUAUUGGAACCCGAGUCGAUGCCACUGAAAUCUUCUGUAUUGGCACGAUAAAGGAUGACUUUUUGGGCGUGAUAAGCGAUCCAGGCUCGACCUCGUGAAGUUGAUUCCGUGAUUCCGUGAUUCCGUUUCAAGAUUCCGUAUUCCGUUUCAAGAUUCCGUUUCAAGAUUCCGUUUCAAGAUUCUUUCAAUUCGACCUCGACCGUGUUGAAUCAAUCGUAUGUAAUGUUAGAACGUGUGUUGAUGUUUAGCAAUAUUAUAGGAAAAUCAUAAAUAUAGUUGGUAAUAUCUUUUACUAAAUGUUUGAAUAUUUUUCAACUGCAUUUCUGGAUAUUUGUGCCAACUUGCCCUUGUGCAAAAAAAUAAUUUAAUUAACAAAACAAAAAUUAUGCUGAA